Molecule: messenger RNA, 241 nt
Organism: Racocetra persica
Lineage: Eukaryota; Fungi; Glomeromycota; Glomeromycetes; Diversisporales; Gigasporaceae
Source: the annotation of a GenBank genome assembly
AGAUAUUUGAGCCUGAACUUUAUAAUCUAGAAAAUAAUAGUGAAAUUAAGAAAGAAGCAGGAAGUAGUGAUAGAUUGAAAAAGAUAUUUGAGCCUGAACUUUAUAAUCUAGAAAAUAAUAGUGAAAUUAAGAAAGAAGCAGGAAGUAGUGAUAGAUUGAAAAGUAUUGAUAAAUUUGAGAAUUGUUUAGAAAAUAAUAAUGAGUUUGAGAAAUUUGAAAAUAUUAAUAAAUUUGAAAAUAG